This is a messenger RNA of Silurus meridionalis, 4074 nucleotides long. RefSeq names its product Mab-21 domain containing 2 (gene mb21d2). Bases 1471 to 3000 code for a protein of 509 amino acids. NCBI's taxonomy places the organism in Eukaryota, Metazoa, Chordata, Actinopteri, Siluriformes, Siluridae. The record is from RefSeq and is a predicted model, not a curated record. The transcript is spliced from 2 exons.
UUUAUUGCAUUACAGAAAUAACACUGAGCCUCAGAAAGCAAUCAACAACCUGCUACACACCAACAAUUUAAUACAAAAUACUUUUUUUUUCAACACCACAACAAAAUCUGGAAUCUGCCACAUGCAGCAAAUACGGAGAAACACUAACUACAGUAGCGCACUGUCCAAAAAGGCAAACGUUUCGGCUUCUGGUUUUCACAUGAACUCAAAACCGACCUCCUCAUCGUGUCCUUUCCCUUUUAGUAAAGAGUGAAUUGAAUUGAACAGAUUCUUGUUUCUUUUUUUGUUUUGUUUUUCGAUUUUUGAGAAAAACCCUGCAAAGUUACCCAAAUUAGUUUUAUUACUUCUAAAAACAAAUGUAUUCUCCACUUAAAAGGGCCACAAAACGUCUCUCUGAAAAGGAAAACGUGACGACUCUGAGACGGUGGAAGUUACACACUGCUACCUCCCCCUGGGAGGCGCUCUACCUGCACUACCUUUUGCUCAAAUCAUGUCAAAAUGUCACUGAUGUUUUCACCAACGUCCUCUAGAUCAAAUCAUAUCCUGAACAAACCUCCUGAACUGGACCGAACCCCGGAAGAAAGGAGUGAAGAAGAAUGACUAAGAGAUGGAGAUAGGAAAAGGUGUGUGUUAGACCAUUAGACGAGACAAAGCAACGUUAAUGUAAUCGAGUAAGGAACUGACUGACAUUAUGAGGUAACUAUAGUGUGGAAAAAUCAAUGUGCUUCCUCUCGAGGGUGGAGGUUGAAGGAUUUAGAUUCAGGUAAUGUAAUAUGCGCAGGAUGACGAGCAAUGAGAUGCUCACGUUCUGAAUGCGACUUCUUCAAGCUGAGCUACGCAGGUCGAACAGCUUCCAUCCCAAAAGACCACCUGCUGUAUCAAAGGCAACGCAAAAUAGAUAAAAACAGUAGCUCCACUUUAUUGUCUUUAAGGCUCGGAUAUAUCGCUGGACUUCCGUUUAAAAAAAAUGAUGAAUAUGAGGUUUUAACGAAUGAAUUUACUACGAUGAAUAUGAGAUUUAGAAUAGAUUCAUAAUAAGAUUAAUAAUAACGUGCCCUUUUCUAUAUCAUAAAAACCAAACAAAAAUAUUGAGAAAUCUCAGAAAGCAAGUUACAGUUUAUAGACGUAGAAAAAAAUAGAAAGAGCAGGUUUAUUUAAAGCACCACAAAAGGUACAUCUUGUGUCAAUGUCCUGACUUGAAUCUCUUUAAGCAUGCUUUAGCUGGAUCAAAUCUAUGCAAAUCGUCAUAUCUGCUCUCUGCUGAUGGUCGUAUUCAAAAUGUUGUGACGUCAACAAGCGCCAGGCGGGCUGUUGCGCAUGCGCAGUCCGCUGCGGCUUCGGGCAGGGCGGCGAAGAGGAGGGAGAAGGAAGAGGAGGAGGAUCAUCAUCUUCAUCGUCAGCGCGCGCGGUGGUGAAUGAAGCAGAGGAGGGCACCGGAGAGGAGACGCGGCCCUGCUGUUUCUAUGGUGAAUGAAGAUGGCGGCGCCUGUGCUGAGCGGCCGGAGCGGAUCAGGGAGCAGCAGCAGCAGCCCGACCGCUGCUGCCAACACCACCACCACCAUCAGCAGCCGCCUUGCCUGCGCUCCGGAGCUCGAUUUCAGGUCCGGAAGCAGGAUGGACGAACUGAACCGACUCAUUCAGGAAUUCAGCAAGCACGACCAGCGCGAGUACGACGACCAGCGCGCGCUGGAGAUCCACACGGCCAAGGACUUCAUCUUCUCCAUGCUCGGCAUGGUGCAGAAGCUCGACCAGAAGUUGCCGGUUGCUAACGAGUACCUGCUUUUGUCCGGUGGAGUUCGCGAUGGUGUUGUGGACAUGGAUCUGGAUGAACUCGGAGCAUAUAACCGUGGCUCAGACUAUGACAUGGCCUUCACUUUGCUGGUGCCAGCGCUGAAGCUGCACGAUCGCAACCAACCUGUCACACUUGACAUGCGCCAUUCUGCACUCGGUCACUCGUGGCUGAGCCUGCGGUUGUUUGACGAAGGCACCAUUACACGCUGGAGGGACUGCUGCAUGAUGGCAGACCACAUAAACGGCACCACUAAUUACUUCUUUUCACCCACCCUGGUGGCUGAUUGGUUCCAGGAAGCAGUGGCGCUUGUGCUGGCCGAGGUGCAGCGCAAGCCGCAGAGAGGAAUGCCCAGAGUGGAACGUGUGGAGCGCCACAACACACUCCUCUCCAUGAUCCUUGGCGUAGGCAGCAGCCGUAUGCUGUAUGACAUUGUACCAGUGGUGUCAUUUAAAGGUUGGCCUGCGGUUGCUCAAAGUUGGCUGAUGGAGAACCACUUCUGGGAUGGGAAGAUCACAGAAGAGGAGGUUAUAAGUGGUUUCUAUUUGCUUCCUGCUUGCUCGGUUUCAGGUCGAAGGGAAAAUGAAUGGCGGCUCUCCUUCGCCCGCAGUGAGGUUCAGCUAAAGAAGUGUAUCUCGCCAGGCCUCAUGCAGGCAUACCAAGUCUGUAAAGCAAUUAUCGUGAAGAUGCUUGCUCAGCCUAUGGUUGUUGGGCCCUACCACUUGCGCAGCAUAAUGCUAUGGGCCUGUGAUCGACUGCCAGCAAACUACUUGGGGCAAGAAGACUUUGCCGCCCACUUUUUGUUGGGGCUCAUCGAUGACCUGCAGCACUGCCUGGUCAACAAGAGCUGCCCCAAUUAUUUCAUCCCGCAGUGCAACAUGAUGGAGCACCUGUGCGACGAGACAGCAAUAUUUCACGCCCGCAAACUCGCCCUGGUGCGCUCCGACCCGGCGGAACACCUCCGCGCUACCAUCGAGCAAGCUAAAAGCGCUAACCGCUUGACGCAAGAAAUGCAGAGGCGUGGAAGUUCCUCUGGCCUGCCUUCUCCGCAAAAUGACGCAACCUCCUCUGAUAACCAACAACCUGACGAUCGGCUAGCGAAAAAGCUCCAGCAGCUAGUCACAGAGAACCCAGGAAAGUCUAUUUCGGUGUUUAUCAACCCAGAUGAUGUCUCACGGCCGCACUUCCGUAUCGAUGAUAAGUUCUUCUAAAAACCCGAAAGCUCUUCCAUGCAGUCAGUGGAAGUACCGUGCAGAGUAAACCUGUCUGUUAUGCAGAGAUCCCGUGUCGAGUGUGUGGUGUGCUGGUGGAAAAGGUUCUCUGGGACAAAUGCUGAAUUAAAUUUGGGUCCAAGUAACAUUCUAAAGCCUUCUAGGAGCAACAAACUCUUAGUAAUUUUUUUCUGAGGUAUCACGGACAAAAGUGCUGUGCACAGCGUAAUGCUUUGUAUAUGAAAAUUACUUCUUUCUUUAUUUGGUUGCCAUGUUCAGGCAAGAAAUUGCUGCAGCAUCUGGAAAUACUGUAAACGUCUUCUACGUUAUUGAGAGCUGAAGAAGAUUUCUGUGUUUCCUAGCUGGUCCUUCGUAUGCUCUCUUUCCUGUUCAAUCUCUGUGUUUAUUUUACGGAUGAACAAAAAACAUCUUGUUACGCAAUGAUGGUAUGUCCGAACAAAAAGGUCAAAAGCUUUUUUUCUUUUUGUUUUAAAUCUGGCUAAUGAAGACGACACAAAAGACAACUUUAAGUGCAAUUAAUGAAAAGUACAAUUACAGCAAAGAGGCUUUUAUAUACUCUGUAUGUUUCUUUUUUUAAUGUUCGAGUCAAAAGGAUGCAACGGUAAUAUUUGUCUGCUGCGUAAAAAUCCCAAAGCAUCGCUGCUAUCAAAAAUGUAAGAAAUUUCAUUUUUCUAUAGUCAUUUAAUUUUUUUAUGAAAUCGCUGCCAAUAUUUACGACUAACCAUCAUAAUCAAUGAAAAUAUGCACAUCAUAAAACAUUUAUCCGAAAUAAUUUGAGCAAUUUGAAAAAUAUUCGAACCAUGACUUUACCACUAUUGUAAAAAAAAAAAAAAAAAAAAGUUGGGGUGGGGAUUUGGUAUUGUAUAUGAUUGUAUGUUUUUGCUGUUGUGAAGAAAAUAUGUUUUUUUUUUGUAAUUUUUCACAAAGUGUAUUGAAACUUGCACUUUGUGGCGAAAAGUGUGGCAGCAGCGGUUUAUAACCAUAGAAAUCUGAGGGGUGUGGCAACCUUAACGACAAUAUAGACUUAAACGAAAUAAAGUCAUCAUGCUUUUA